AAUCAAAGAAAAUAAAUGUCGAUAAGUGAAAUUAAUCAGUUUUUAUGCUCUUGUACAAUGUAAAUAUUAUUUUAAAGAAGAAAUUUGAAAUGCGUAUAGGAACCGUCAGCUUACAGCAACCUAACCUGCCAAAUGCAAUUAUAACGAUAAUCUAUGUACUAUGGAAACGAUAAUUUCAUCGAAGAAGUAGCACUUUUGUCGCUGCUCAGACGACAACGGAGAAGGGCUAAUAAGAGACGAUUUCGAGUACAUUCUCUAUGGAAACAUCGCGUGGACCAGGGAGCUCACGAAAAUCUAAUUAAAGAGAUGGUCAUGUUUGACCAUAUCUUGUUUAUAUCUCCAAGCGUUUUCCCCAGCCACAAUCCCCACUGCUGCAUUGCACUUAACACAGGCGGAGUGGUUGGUCCCCUAUUCGCUAUGUUUUUAAGGAUAAGCUUCUUCUACUGGAUUCAAGGCCUUUUUUCUUUUAUCUGAAGAAUUAUUAGGACAAUAAAUGGGAUAAAUUCCGAAGUUAUUGGGAUUGGUAAUCACCGUGCGAUUUGAUUUCGUAUUCCAAACCAAACAUUUGAAGGAAACACACGAUAAUUACAUGAACUUCCAUAUGAUACUUGUCUCAAUUCUUUUC
This is a messenger RNA of Belonocnema kinseyi, 625 nucleotides long. RefSeq lists its product as uncharacterized. NCBI's taxonomy places the organism in Eukaryota, Metazoa, Arthropoda, Insecta, Hymenoptera, Cynipidae. The record is from RefSeq and is a predicted model, not a curated record. The transcript has 3 exons. Bases 154 to 474 code for a protein of 106 amino acids.